This is a messenger RNA of Tribolium castaneum (red flour beetle), 1394 nucleotides long. Its product is annotated as ADP,ATP carrier protein. The record is from RefSeq and is a predicted model, not a curated record. The transcript is spliced from 4 exons. Bases 126 to 1025 code for a protein of 299 amino acids. Gene Ontology annotation, molecular function: ATP:ADP antiporter activity. Lineage: Eukaryota; Metazoa; Arthropoda; Insecta; Coleoptera; Tenebrionidae. Gene Ontology annotation, biological process: mitochondrial ADP transmembrane transport; mitochondrial ATP transmembrane transport; negative regulation of mitochondrial outer membrane permeabilization involved in apoptotic signaling pathway. Gene Ontology annotation, cellular component: mitochondrial inner membrane.
AAGCACAUGACCAAUGCCGUAUCAUAACCACUUCUUGGCUCCGGGAAUCACUUGCAGUCGAGUGCGCGAUCCGUUCACAAGUCGUUUUUGGUCAACAAUUACUAGUAAUUGAUUAAACCGCAAAAAUGUCUCUCGCUGAUCCCGUCGCCUUCAUGAAGGAUUUCCUCGCUGGAGGAAUUUCCGCUGCCGUUUCCAAGACAUGUGUGGCCCCCAUCGAACGUGUCAAACUGCUUCUGCAAGUCCAGCACAUCUCCAAACAGAUUCCAGAGAACCAGCGCUACAAAGGUAUGGUCGAUUGCUUUGUUCGUAUCCCAAAAGAACAAGGUGUUAUGGCCUACUGGCGUGGUAAUUUGGCCAAUGUUAUUCGUUACUUCCCCACGCAAGCUCUCAAUUUCGCCUUCAAAGAUAAAUACAAGCAAAUUUUCUUGAGUGGUGUCGAUAAGAAAACGCAAUUCUGGCGCUAUUUCAUGGGUAAUCUUGCUUCUGGUGGUGCUGCCGGUGCUACUUCGCUUUGCUUCGUAUAUCCUCUAGAUUUCGCCAGAACUAGAUUAGCCGCUGACGUCGGUAAAGCCGGUGGCGAGCGCGAAUUCACCGGUUUGGGCAACUGUUUGGUGAAGAUCUUCAAAGCUGAUGGCUUGGUCGGUUUGUACCGUGGCUUCGGUGUUUCCGUCCAGGGCAUCAUCAUUUACCGUGCUGCCUUCUUCGGCUUCUACGACACAGCCAAGGGUAUUUUGCCCGACCCUAAGAACACCCCUCUUGUCAUUUCAUGGGCUAUUGCUCAGACUGUGACCACCAUCGCUGGUAUCGUAUCCUAUCCCUUCGACACCGUCCGCAGACGCAUGAUGAUGCAAUCUGGCCGAAAGAAGACCGAAAUCAUCUACAAAAACACCCUUCACUGCUGGGCCACCAUUGCCAAGACCGAAGGCACCGCUGCCUUCUUCAAAGGCGCCUUCUCCAACAUUCUCCGCGGUACAGGCGGCGCCAUCGUACUUGUACUUUACGACGAAAUCAAGAAAUUGGUUUAAUUUCAUUCUAGUCUAGUCUCACUUUGCACAUUUUGAUCCAUACUCUAGCAAAAUUAUUCUUUUUUUGACUUUGAAUUGCGCCUAUUUGUGUCGACUAGUCAUUCCGGAUGGGGAAAUCAUACGAGGGACCCCUAAAGUGCUCACUCGCCUGAUUUGGCUGUCACCGCAUCCGUUGCGGCAUUUACAAGGCGCAAUUCCAAGUUUUCCGAAUAGAAAAAUAGAAAAAUGCCCUUUUCAAGAUUAUUACUCGCCAAAAACACAAACAAGUUGAACGGAUCGCCAAAUUGUACAUAACUAUGUUGUUGAUAUUUAUAUAUUUUUGUCACAAAAGACCAGUGAUUACAUUAAUAAAAAUCUUGGUGUUAUUAA